AUGGAGGCACUCACCUUCAAUAUCAAUGGUGGCUUUGUGGAAGGCAUUGUCCGAGGAUAUAUGAACUCGAUGCUGACGGCUACCAACUUCCAGGCGCUUACACAGUGCGAGACACUGGAAGAUCUGCGCAUGCAACUUUCUGCCACUGAUUACGGCAACUUUCUUGCCAACGAACCGUCUCCUCUUGCGGUAUCGGCUAUUUCACAGCGAGCUACGCGGAAGCUUGUGAAUGAGUUUGAGUUCCUGCGUUCGAAUGCGACUGCACCGCUGAACAAGUUCCUCGACUACCUCACAUACUCGUAUAUGAUUGACAAUGUGAUCUUGCUGAUCACCGGAACACUUCAUGGGCGUGACACACACGAGCUCCUAGACCGCUGUCAUCCGCUUGGAUGGUUUGACACACUACCUGCCCUGUGUGUGGCUACCAAUGUUGAAGAGCUGUACCGCACGGUGCUAGUGGAGACGCCACUCUCGCCGUACUUCCGCGACUGUUUCUCAGCUUCCGAUCUCGACGAUCUCAACAUUGAAAUCAUCCGCAACAAGCUGUACAAGGCCUACCUUGAAGACUUCCACGCGUUCUGCCAGUCGAUUGGCGGUAGCACCGCUGAGAGUAUGGGUGAGCUGCUGGCCUACGAGGCUGACCGUCGCACUAUCAACAUCACUAUCAAUUCAUUUGGCACGCUACUAAGUAAAGCAGAACGUGCGCGCCUCUUUCCCAGCAUGGGGAAGCUAUUCCCCGCUGGCAAUACGGCUCUAGCCAAGGCCGACGAGCUAGAUCAAGUCCGGGCAAUUGUGGAGUCUGUACCCGAAUAUAAGCGUCUCUUUGACGACAAUGGCGCUACUUCGAUCGCUGACGGAGAUGCUAGCGUUGAAAUGCUCGAGGACAAAAUGUUCGAAUAUGAGGUCGAAUUGAACCGCCUUCUCACCAUGACCCAAUUCCAAUAUGGCAUCUUUUACUCUUGGUUGAAACUCAAGGAGCAGGAAAUUCGCUCCAUUUGCUGGAUUGCUGAAUGUAUUGCACAAAACGCUCGGGGUACGUGGUGA
This is a messenger RNA of Malassezia sympodialis ATCC 42132, 1044 nucleotides long. RefSeq names its product H(+)-transporting V0 sector ATPase subunit d (gene VMA6). The record is from RefSeq and is a predicted model, not a curated record. Gene Ontology annotation, biological process: proton transmembrane transport. Lineage: Eukaryota; Fungi; Basidiomycota; Malasseziomycetes; Malasseziales; Malasseziaceae. Gene Ontology annotation, molecular function: proton-transporting ATPase activity, rotational mechanism. Gene Ontology annotation, cellular component: proton-transporting V-type ATPase, V0 domain.